UCGCCUCUCGGCACCAAAGCUUUGACAUGAACCCGACUUGCAUCAGCAUCUGUGAAAUGUUUGAAGUUCCAAUGAUAAAAAAACAUAGGUAUCCAACAACCCUCACGUCACGUUCAUGUAGACGUUAUAUAGCGUACCUCACAAUUCAGAGCCCCUCAAGUAAAAAUAAUACGGAAAAAUCGUGCAGGAAAGUUCUUUUAUUUCUUUGUUCGUUCUAGGAAGGGUGACUGCUCACAGGGGACGUUUGUGUUUGAAUUCUAGAGACGGGCUGUUACACCUAUUGACCCGCACGUGUCCUGUGUCCGUGUAGAACCUGCUGAAGGAUUAUGGUACAAACAGUCUUGAUUAUUGGAUGAGAAACAAAGCUGAUCAGAAGGGAUUGAAUGAUAUUGGAAAACAAGUCAGAAAAUUAGAUUGAGUGUUUUCGUUUUGUUUAAUCUGAAUAACAAAAUGAAUGCAACAACACCCAGCGUGCAAAACUAUACUCGGGAGAAUGCAACGUAUGGAUUCCAGCAAACGGAACUGUUCUUCAGUGGGCCAGAACCAAUUGCAAUCAUUGUCAUCAUAUCCGUUAUAUUCUUUGUCGGAAUUUUAGGAAACGUUGCUCUUCUUAGUUACGUUAUAUGUUGCAAUCGACUGACGUCACCCCAUAAUAUCUACUCCACUAAUCUGGCGGUCGGUGACCUCUUGACCCUGAUUGUUGCUAUGCCGUUUCUAUCCUCUAUCUACAUCAUGACAACCUGGCCGUUUGGAGAACUAGUUUGUAAAUUCAGCGAGUUCACCUACACGCUAAGUACAUCCAUAACUGUGUUCAUGAUUACAGCGCUUAGCGUUGAACGAUAUCGUUUGCUGACGCUUCAUCCGCCAUCUUUGAAUCUGACGUCAGCGUCUGUGACGUCAUUUAUUCUGUGGCUUUUGGCGAUAAUGUUGGCCAUUCCUGACCUCGUGUCGGCGGAGACGCUAGCCUUCGGGGACUUCCGUUACUGCGUUCCGUAUCGAGUAAACUGGGGCGAAACUUACGCCAAGACGAUGGUAGCCAUCAAAUUCACCUGUCACUUUGCUGUGCCUUUGUUUAUCAUAACAGCAUGCUACUGUAUGAUUGGGCGAAAUCUUAUGUCACGAAAAUCACAAUUUCAUUCAUGUCUCUAUGAAGAAAAUCACAGUGCUUCUGAGGAGGAAGUUCUGAGAAACUCUAAAAGGAAGCGCAUGGCGGCUCUUGUUCUUGGUCUUGUUUUAUUGUUUGUUCUGACGUGGCUCCCGCGACAUGUUUACGUCCUGUGGUAUCACUUUGACUCUUCACCCUACGACACCACGUGGCACAUCAUUAAGCUAGUCGGCAUUUGUCUUAUGUACUGUAACAGUGCUCUUAAUCCAGUGGUAUUCUUCUGUUUCGAUUCGACUUUUCGGGACUGUGUCUGCUUCUGUUGCAGAAAGCCUCAGUUUCAAAGAGAUUUAGAAGAAUAUACUGAGAUACCUCAUAACUCUAUAGUUCUUACCGAGAUCAACCAAUGUCAGGACGCCACCAAUGUGUAACAAUGCAAAGCCAUGCAAGACUCCAUCAAUGUAUGACAAUGCAAAGCCAGAACGCCUCCAAUGUGUAACAGUACAAAGUCAGGACUCCGCUUAUGUAUAACAAUGAAAAGCCAGGACGUCACCAAUGUGUAACAUUGCAAAGCCAGGACGCUACGGAUGUGUAACAAUGCAAAGCCAACACGCCACCACUAUAUAACAAUGCAAAGCCAGGACGCCACAAAUGUGUAACAUUGCAAAGCCAGGACGCUACGAAUGUGUAAUAAUGCAAAGCAAGAACGCCACCACUAUAUAACAAUGAAAAGCCAGGACGUCACAAAUGUGUAACAUUGCAAAGCCAGGACGCCACCAAUGUGCAACAUUGCAAAGCCAGGACGCCACAAAUGUGUAAUACUGUAAAACCAGGAUGCCAUAAAUGCAUUGCAGUGCAAAUUAUGACGCCACCAGAGUGUAACAUUGCAAAGCUCUGACAUGACCAGUGUGACAAUGCAAAGCCAGGACGCCACCAAUGUGUAACAAUGCAAAGUCAAGACGCCACCAAUGUGUAACAAUGCAAAGCCAGGACGCCACAAAUUUGUAACAAUGCAAAUUCAAGACGACACCAACGUGUAACAAUGGAUGACAAAUAUUUCUGGACUCGGUUGCACUAACGGCAGUUAAAUAUAUCUAGCCGUUCAUUUCACCUUAACGUGACCAUAACAUUUACGGCGAAUCAAAUGGGUUGCACAACAUGUAACAAGAUGUUAAAACUGUAGUUUGUCCGACUUUAAUUUCACUUUAUUAACCAUGCACCGCUGAAAACCCACUGCAUUUAUCAUUUCGGUCCCCUCUGCCCUUUUUGCAUUCUUACGUGAAUUUGUUAAUAAGUUGCUUUGUUUCGCCUUCAGUAAAUCUUCAUUUUUCUAAAAAAAAAAUCAAAAAUUUUGUCAACAUGCUGAUUCUUUCUCGUUUAUAGUCGCCAUUGUCUCUGUCAAACGGUAUGCAGUAGGAAAACGGGCGUGCAGGUCUAGAUGGCUUUAACGACGAGCAAAAGCUGACACCGCUCGUAAACAGCCACCGUUGCACAGGUAUAUCGUUAUACCCGAUUGGCCGACGUGUAGUAUUCCUUUUGUGGUCUUUAGAUUUUAAGCAUUUAUUUCUUAUUUUAUGUGCAUACUCUGUUUGUAAAUAAUGCAUUGACCGGUUUAUGAUGUGAGUAUUCACCUGGCUUGAAAAAAGUGUGUAAGAUUUUAUAAUUUCAUCGUGACCGAGUAGCACGGUGAGACAAGGUGUAAUUAAGUCCACACACAGGUGACACCUUUGCAGCGAAAUACUUUGAACUGUGUAGGGACCUGGGAUUGUAGGGAUAAAGAUAGGGAUACUGACAGAGAGUAAUGGCGGACUGUGUCUAUUUACGAGCAAUGUUCAGCUUUAACUAAGUUCGCUCUGUUAAAUCCUAGCUGGUUUAUAGACACUAACAAAAUUUCGAGCAACCCAAAAUUAACUCUAAGUUAUGUAAGUAGCCACUAAAAAUUAAACAGCUAGUUAAGGUUUUAACAAAAGUUAACUUUACUGACGUUGGUGCAUCCGAGUCCAGAACAGCAGUUUCGGAAAAAAUCGGGUGACAGUGGUGUUCAAAUACGAACUGAAAGAAUUUCGAAGGGCCAACCAUGUAAUCGAUGACGCUUUAUAAAGCAAGUGUUGUGACGACUCUGAUUGAAACACAAGAUGGUGAUUUUGGUGUAAAAGACUAAGACUGUCAUAAUUUAAUAGAGUCUCGUGAUGAAGAGGGAGUGAUUGUCUAGAACCACGUGAUGCUGACAGCCAAUCGCAACUUCUCGCGCCUUUCCGGCAGGUCUUGGAAAACAGAUUGGAUGCUUAUAAUUGUAUUUGGAAACUGGAAGGUCAUAGACUUUGUAUAUAUAAAAAAAUUCAACUCGAAUGUAUAAUAUACGCGUCAAUGAUAACCCCACCCCUCUUUUAUAAAAUAAAACUUAAAUAUAAAUUCAACACGUUUUACGAUCUAUUGAGAUGUGAGUUAAACUUCAUUAAUUUCAAUGAAAUACCCUAAAAUAUAUCACAGAAAAGAUGAUCAAGUUUGCAUUACCGAAUUUAAAUCAAUGUGAAGCGAUUCCUUUUUGAAUAAAAUUCUAACAUCUGGUAUUGUUAAUAUUUUUGAGGCGUUUUUCCGAGCUCUUCCGGAAAGGCCCGAGAAGUUGCGAUUGGCCGACAGCAAUAUUCAAAUAAAUCAUGUGAUCAUGACAACAACAUUAAGUGUUG
Molecule: messenger RNA, 3789 nt
Organism: Magallana angulata
Lineage: Eukaryota; Metazoa; Mollusca; Bivalvia; Ostreida; Ostreidae
Product: neuropeptide CCHamide-1 receptor-like
Exons: 1
Coding region: 451-1533 (360 amino acids)
Biological process (GO): G protein-coupled receptor signaling pathway
Cellular component (GO): membrane
Molecular function (GO): G protein-coupled receptor activity
Source: RefSeq, a predicted model, not a curated record